AUGUACAGGAUCCAAACGGCCGCCGACAUGCGCUAUCUGCACGAUUUGAAUGUCCAAAUAUCGCAGAACCGCCGCUCCGUCUCCGUUUCGAAGCAGAUAGACCGGGAUCUGUGCAACCAGCACUUCGACACCUUCGAGACCUUCUGGGGACGGCCAGGACACGGAGCCCGCGGCGACAAAAUAAACAAAUUGAAGCUGGACAAUCUGCUGUACGGCGCCAGUGAGUCGGCUUAG
Messenger RNA from Drosophila kikkawai, 234 nucleotides. RefSeq lists its product as uncharacterized. NCBI's taxonomy places the organism in Eukaryota, Metazoa, Arthropoda, Insecta, Diptera, Drosophilidae. The record is from RefSeq and is a predicted model, not a curated record.